Molecule: messenger RNA, 2018 nt
Organism: Chionomys nivalis (European snow vole)
Lineage: Eukaryota; Metazoa; Chordata; Mammalia; Rodentia; Cricetidae
Gene: Cdkl3
Product: cyclin dependent kinase like 3
Exons: 13
Coding region: 158-1951 (597 amino acids)
Biological process (GO): dendrite extension; negative regulation of axon extension; protein phosphorylation
Cellular component (GO): nucleus
Molecular function (GO): ATP binding; cyclin-dependent protein serine/threonine kinase activity
Source: RefSeq, a predicted model, not a curated record
GUUGCCAGGGCGUCGGGCCGCCCAGAGCCGGCAAAGUCGGCCUGGAGAGGAGGCGUGGUGUCCCGCGGCCGGCUGGGACUUCGCGGAGCCGGGCCUGCGGGACUACAGAAUGGGCUGAGUCGGCGGCGGCUCUCAGGACGAGAAGCCCGGCUUGAAAAUGGAGAUGUACGAAACUCUUGGAAAAGUGGGAGAGGGAAGUUAUGGAACGGUCAUGAAAUGCAAACAUAAGGAUACUGGGCGGAUAGUGGCCAUUAAGAUAUUCUAUGAGAAACCAGAGAAAUCUGUCAACAAAAUUGCAACGAGAGAAAUAAAGUUUCUAAAGCAAUUUCGGCAUGAAAACCUGGUCAAUCUGAUUGAAGUUUUUAGACAAAAAAAGAAAAUUCAUUUGGUAUUUGAAUUUAUUGACCACACAGUCUUAGAUGAGUUGCAACAUUACUGUCACGGACUAGAGAGUAAGCGACUGAGAAAGUACCUGUUCCAGAUUCUUCGAGCGAUUGAGUAUCUUCACAAUAAUAAUAUUAUCCAUCGAGAUAUAAAGCCUGAGAAUAUUUUAGUCUCCCAGUCAGGGAUUACUAAGCUCUGUGAUUUUGGGUUUGCAAGGACAUUAGCAGCUCCUGGGGAUGUCUACACAGAUUAUGUGGCCACUCGCUGGUACAGAGCUCCAGAACUGGUGUUAAAAGAUACCUCUUACGGAAAACCAGUGGACAUCUGGGCUUUGGGCUGUAUGAUCAUUGAGAUGGCCACUGGCAAUCCCUACCUUCCUAGCAGUUCAGAUUUGGAUUUGCUCCACAAGAUUGUUUUAAAAGUAGGCAACCUGACCCCGCACCUGCACAGUAUCUUUUCCAAGAGUCCUAUCUUUGCCGGGGUGGUUCUUCCUCAAGUUCAACACCCAAAAAAUGCAAGAAAGAAAUACCCAAAGCUCAACGGAUUGCUGGCAGAUAUAGUUCAUGCUUGUUUACAAAUUGACCCUGCGGAGAGGAUAUCGUCUACUGAUCUUUUGCGUCACGAUUACUUUACUAGAGAUGGAUUUAUUGAGAAAUUUAUACCAGAGCUGAGAGCUAAAUUAUUACAAGAAGCAAAGGUUAAUUCCUUCAUAAAGCCAAGAGAGAAUUUUAAAGAAAAUGAACCUGUGAGAGAUGAGUGGAAACCAGCUUUUACCAACACGCUGCUCUAUGGAAACACAUCACUCCAUGGAAAGGAAACGGACAAAGACAAAAGACCCAAGGAGAUCAAAGUCAGAGUUCUUAAGGCCAAAGGAGGAGGAAAAGGCGAUGUCCCAGACCUGAAAAAGAUAGAGUGUGAAGGUGAACACCGCCAGCAGGGCACAGCCGAUGACACGCAUGCCUUGUCUCAGGAUAGAAAGCCCGCCAUUGCUGAAGUGCCAAACCCUGUCAAUCCCAGCAUGCACCCUGACGGUGUCAAAGAAGACCCACAUCCUGGAGGUUGUAUGAUAAUGCCACCCAUCAACCUGACAAGCAGUAAUUUGAUGGCUGCAAAUCUCAAUGCAAACCUCUCCCACCCUAAUUCACGGUUAACUGAAAGAGCAAAAAAGAGACGCAGUUCUUCACAAACCAUUGGACAGACUUUGUCUAAUAGCAGACAGGAGGACACAGGUCCCACGCAAAGCCAAGCAGAGAAAGGCAUAUUUAACGACCGAACAAGUCAGAGUGACCAAAUGGCAAGUGGAAACAAAAGAAAGCUGAAUUUUCCCAGAUGCGACAGGAAAGAAUUCCAUUUCCCUGAACUGCCAUUCACAAUACAGGCGAAGGAAACGAAAGGAAUGGAAGUUAAACAGGUGAAAGUGCUGAAGAGAGAGGCAAAGAAAACAGAUUCACCUAAAAUACCAACUUUACUCACUGUGGACCCAAAUCAAGAACAACAAGAGGGUUCCUCCGUUUACAACAUCUUUCCUGGCUGGUACAAGAAAGGCAACCUCCACUGGCCAUCCUGACCUCCCACUCGGUCAUCUCCCAUGCUCUGCUGGGGUCUUUCCUACUCUAAAGGUAGAGUCUGACCCA